Messenger RNA from Mycena citricolor, 222 nucleotides. The record is from the annotation of a GenBank genome assembly. NCBI's taxonomy places the organism in Eukaryota, Fungi, Basidiomycota, Agaricomycetes, Agaricales, Mycenaceae.
UUCUCCCUUCGUCGCUCUCGUUCCUCGAAUUCCGCGAGGCGCUCCCUCAUUCGAGACAGUUCUCGAAGGAGGACCUUGCUGGCCCGUCCUUCCUCAGGAUUCCGUUCCAACAUCGGGCGGUCGCGUGAGUCCCGCUCUUUAUUAACUGUCCCACUGCCUACUGUUGGGUCGCGGUUAUGCUGCGCCUGUCCUCGACGGUUUCCCGGUGACACGCCUACGGAG